GGAAUAUUAACUUAAUUCUACUUGAAAAUCUAUUCCCAGAUUUUAAAAACUGAGUUGGGUGAAUAUAUGAAGGAUUCAAGUAUUUUGAUAUAAAGGUUGUAUAAAUUACACAAGUGAUAUCUCAAGAAAAAUAUUUCGAAUCCCACAUUAUUAUAUAGAACAGACAAUGUCUAGUCUAUAUUGCACCCCUGGAAGAAUUCAUGUCUAAAAAGGAACGUAAAGAAAAUAUAAACAUUAUUAAUAAUAGUACAAUAGUAUCAAAAACAACUAUUACCACUACUAUAACUAGUACUAAUAAAAGUAAAUAUAAGGAGAAUGACGAUUCAUAUUUAAAAAAUACGAUUCCUCCAUCAACCUACCUUCAUAGGAACAGCUCUGCAUCUUUUACCAGGGGCAAAAAUUCUUUGAUUAGAAGGAUUCCAGUAUUUUCUAAGAUAGAAAAACUUAUCUCCGAAAUGCUAAAUCCUAGAUCGGGCGUUCCAAUCGGAACUCAUAAAGCUUUCCUAAAAGACAUUCCUUACGCUUUUACAGGGUAUGAUCUAAUCGAAUGGUUACUAGAAAAAUUUGAUAUAGAAGACACCGAAGCAUUGCAUUUAGCAAAUUCGAUCUGCAAAUUAGGCUAUAUAUUCCCAGUUAACGAUAUGAAAAAUUUGACUGUCAAGGAUGAUAGUACACUUUACCGCUUCCAAACAUCAUUUUUCUGGCUUUCACAUAACCUCAAUAAUGAAGAUACGGAUUACGCGAUCUAUCUAGUCAAACGUAAUUUAGAUAAUAGCAAAGAUAACGUGCCGUUAGAGCCUUAUGAAGAAGAAAAUUUAGAAAAGAUCCAAAUAAAAUUGGGUGACAAAUGGGAAUUCGUGUGUCUUCAAGCUGAACAGCAAAACAAAUUGAGUAAAGAAAGACGAAAAACGGAUAAAAUUGUAUUAGAUAGUCAAGAGAGAGCCUUCUGGCGAAUUCACAGACCUCCACCUAACACAUUUGACCCUUUAGAAACGACUCCCAUAUUGAAUGCUCAACCCAAUAGAAAUCGCAAAAAGACUGUUGACAAUUUAUCUUUAGAGAUAAUGGAAUUAAAACAAAGCUUCACGAGAUGUAGAUGGAAAACAUCAGAUGUCAUUCAAAGUUACAUAAACAGAUGGGAAAAUUAUUAUGAAUUUGAUCCUUUCAUAGUGAAAAUGGAACCUUCUAACCCUUGGAUAUCCGAUGAUAACGCUAUGUGGUGCCAAAACCCUAACAUCUUAACAACCAAAAGACUCCGAUUGUGGUCGCUAAAUUUCAAAGAACUCCUGAAAGAUGAACAGGGGUUCCAUUUAUUCCUUGAUUUCUUGAAGAAGGAAUACAGUAGUGAAAAUAUUAGGUUCUGGCAAGCCUGUCAGGAUUUUAAGAAAUGUCCGAACCCUAAAAAACCGGAGGCAAUGACAAAAAUUUACAAAGAAUAUUUAGCGCCGAAUGCCCCUAAAGAAAUUAACAUAGACAGUUACUCCAGAGAACUUGUCAAUAAAGGUGUUAGAGAUGGUUCUAGAUACGCCUUAGAUCUAGCCCAAGAUCACAUCUACACACUCAUGAAGAAAGACAGUUACGUCAGAUUUUUGCGCUCCGAAAUGUACAAAAAUCUAGUAGCCACUUCCCAGUCUUCAAACAAGAAAAAAAUGAUAUUAGGUUUCAACCUAGGCCAGUUUCUACAUCAUUCUACUUAUAACACGCCUAACAGUGCUCAAAUGGCUGCUGCGGAAAAACUUAGCAAUCUAGAACAAAUAUAUCAAACGAAAUAUGACAACAGUAAGCGAAAGUCAGGCCUGGAGGAUCUACCCAUAAAUAAAGGGGAAAUCUUUGAUGCUCAAUACCACCCUAUUCAACACUCCUCCAGCGCUGGGGAUCUUCAAGGCUCUUCGGCUACCCUUAAUUCUUCUAACGCGACUAAUAAAAGCCUUAAAAAUAUACAAAAUAACUUAAAAAAUUUAACAAUCGACAAUAGUAAUGUGUAUCCUACUAUAGGACAAAUCAAUAUAUCGCCGGUCGUUCCACAUCAUAUAAUAUAUGCGGGCGGGGCUAUAAACGCUAUUGCGACAUCUCCUGGUAUAAAGGUAAAAGAAGAAUCUGAAAUGGGACAGAAAGAUCUUAAAGAAAGACCUAAAAAGCAUACCAGACAUCAUAAAACAUCUAUUGUAGCUAGCAGGGAUAUACCUAAACCACUAAAUAAUAGUGCUACUAAUAAUAACUAUGAUAAUGAAAAUAAACCCAAAGAGAACACCAAAGAUAAUCUUGGAACAGUAAUAAGACAAGGAACCAUUGAUAAAAACGAAAGAGCUGAAAAAAUCGGGGAUAAGGAACAGAAAGAUAAUAAUAAUAGCAAACAUCAUAGGAGACUUGAGUCUAGUCCUGUUAAGCAUAUCCAUCACAAACCAAAAGAAUGGGAAGAUGAAAAUGCAGAUGGACUAGUAAUGAAGCUACCUUUGAGUGUCCUAGAAAAAGAGUUAUCAUCUCCAUCUUUUAGAUCCAAAAACAAAUUCAACGAAAUUAACAAAGCAAAGAAAGAUUUGGACCAAAUUUCUCAACAAGAGUUAGAAAAGUGUAAUCAAGCCCAACCAAACUCGAAAACUCCUUCGGCCAUUAAAGAAGAUAAAGAUAAAAUUUUGCGAAACCGAGAUGAAAUUAUUGAAAUAACCUUAAAGUCUCCGAAAUCGUCCCAAGAUAGCCGAAAAAACAUAUCCAAAAAUAUGUCCCUGUCCUCUAAUAACAAAGGUGCCAUCAAAAACAAGGUAUUAAAUAAGUCCACUAAAGAAAUUCUUCCUAAUGAAAAUGAUAUUUGUCCAUGGGAGGAUGAAGAAGAAGUAGUAAAAAUUUUGAAGGCUCAGAAAGAGAGCAGGGAAUUAUCGAAUAUCAAAAAUCUAAGCAAGGAGAUGAUGGAGGAGGUGUGUCCUUGGGAAGACGAAGAGGAAGUAGAAAGAAUAUUAACAAUUGACAAGAAAAAAGUGGAAAAGUCCGUGAUAAACCUUAAAGCUAGUCCUCUUCUUAUUCGGAAGGAGGACGGAAACUCCAAGGAAACGGUGUCAUCGCCUAGUAAAACAUUUGCAAACAGAAUAAAAUCUCCUAGGAAUAGUCUUAAUGAGGUGUGCCCAUGGGAAGAUCAGGGAGAAAUAAUUCAAGCUAUGAGUCAAGAUGCCAAAGAUGUUGGCAUCGAAGUUAUACAUUUGAGCAAACUUCAGGAAAAUUCGAAUAAUAAUGAUGAAAUAUGUCCAUGGGAUAAUGAAGAAGAAAUCGAAUGUUUUGAAAAGCAUAAAAUAGUUCCCCAAAUACCAGUAGAAGUGAUAGAGAUUAAGAAUAAACAUGUUAGCCCGCCACAAUUCGCCAACGUUAAGGAUACCCUCAAAGCUAGCGAUUCUACUAAGAUUAUUAGAAAAAAAACUUCGAUCAGCAAUAAAAAAAAAUAAAUCUCCAAUCUUCUUCAAUUGAAAACAUUUCUCAACAAUGACGGAAAGAAGCAUUUCAACCCAUACUUGAUAAAAAUAAUUAAAAUCAAUUCCGCGCAUUGUUAAUUUUUUUUGUUGGUCAUUUCUUUUUAACC
Messenger RNA from Gordionus sp. m RMFG-2023, 3565 nucleotides. RefSeq lists its product as uncharacterized. Gene Ontology annotation, biological process: regulation of G protein-coupled receptor signaling pathway; intracellular signal transduction; positive regulation of GTPase activity. NCBI's taxonomy places the organism in Eukaryota, Metazoa, Nematomorpha, Gordioida, Chordodea, Parachordodidae. Gene Ontology annotation, cellular component: neuron projection; cytoplasm; plasma membrane. The transcript has 24 exons. The coding region runs from base 201 to 3431 and encodes 1076 amino acids. The record is from RefSeq and is a predicted model, not a curated record. Gene Ontology annotation, molecular function: GTPase activator activity.